AUAAGAUAUUUUCUCAUUAUUUCGAGAAAACAGAGUUUGUUUUAGUGAGAUAUUAUCUCGAUAUCUCCAGAAGACGAACUUUGUUUUUUGUUUUGUUUUUUAAAACUUUAUUGAAUGAACAUCAGAAGAAGGAGUGGCGGGUGGAUGAUGUGACAGAUAGCCUGAGUUUGUUUAGUCUCUGCUGAAGCUGUUUCAUGUGGCCGCUUCGCCUCGCUGACAUGUGAUUUAAAGGCAGCUUCUCUUGUGGCAGGUUUGAUUCUGUGGUUGAAGUGAAACAGAUGAGAAGUGAGACUGGUCUGAAAUCGUCCAGCAAAACAUCAUCAGCAGGCUGAAACAUGUGCGAUGGAGACUUUGACAUCAUAACCUCCCAGCAAAUGUUUCUGCACACAGAUAAACAUCUGCUCAAGGCUCACAGCUCAAGCAAAAUGUAAGAUUUUCAUUGCAGAACAGUGAUUUUUUGUUUUGUUGUGUUUGCAGAACUAAGCACUGAGCUUUAUGACUUCCUGUGUUCAUGAGGAUGCGGUCAACUGCUGCCUCACACCUGACAGAGACGAAGACACAGGAUGGAGAUCACAUCGAUCUGCGCCAUUCUCUCCACUCUGAGCAUCACUCCCAACAGCUCUCAGUUCUUCCGGUAUGCCGACAUCUCUCUGAGAUGUGUGGCGCCGACAGGCUCCGGCGACUGGACGGUGAAGAGAAACUCCUCCUUUGGGAUAUCUGAGAAAUGCCAGUAUGGCUGGGGGAUCCCGGGUGAGUCCUCCUGCACCAUUGAGGACGCCUUCCCAUCAGACACCGGGGUGUACUGGUGUGAGUCUGAACAGGGGCACUGCAGCAACACCGUCUGGAUCACAGUGACCGAUGAUGUGAUCCUGGAGAGUCCAGCACUUCCUGUGACAGCGGGAGAUAACGUGACUCUUCGCUGUUCCUCCAAGGAGGAGGACCAACAUGAGUCCACUUCAGAUUUCUCUGCUGCGUUCUUCAAAGAUAAUGUUUUCAUCGGCACUGAGCCUGCAGGACAGAUGGUCCUCCCAGCGGUGUCCACGUCUGACGAGGGCUUCUACAAGUGUGAACACCCCCACAGAGGAGCGUCACCGGGGAGCUGGCUGGCUGUGAGAGUCAGAGCUCAGCCUAUGAGUGUCCCCACGGCUCCUCCUGCUCCUCCUCCUCUCAUGUCCCUGCCCAAGCUGGUAUGCUCCAUCCUGCUCUUCAUCCUCUACUCGGCCAUACUGGUAGUGUGCGUAUACAUGUACCGAAGGUGGAGACAAGCUCGAGCUCAAGCAAAGAGGACGGCGUCCGAUCAUCUCGCACUGGAACGAUGAAGAAGAGGACAGGAAGCAGCGUCUGCCUGUUUACAUGCUGAUCAAUGAUUGCUAUUUAUCCUCUUUUUAACGUGUCAUAGCUGCUGUAUGCGAUGCUUACAUGAAACAUGUUGACAUGGUUCAUUUCAUAUUUAGCCUGCGUGCGCUGCAGCGUCCUGUUUACUGCUGAAUGUGCUUCAUGUUUAACCUGAUGGAAAAUAUAAGCUUGAUCUUAAAGCGUCUGUUGUACAGUCUUCUGAGGACCGUGCACAUCUGAACGACUGUCUAAAAACGAUAUUAAAUGAUCAUUUAGCAUUUAGGCCUGAAAGGUAAAUAUGAUAAUAUUAUCUGUAUCAUUAUGUGUCACAUUACAGGAGUUUGGAGAUGAAUUGCUCACACACACACAGAUUUUCCUACAUUUUUAUGAAUAAUUCUUACUUCCUUCAACAGCAUCUAACCUUUUAUAAAACAAACUGGACUGAUUUGACACGUUCAUUCAUUCAUUCAUUCGCAAUGCAAUACUGAUGCACAGCCAGCAGAUGUCGCCAUCUCAACGGUUUGAAACACUUAAAAUGACUGCAUAAAGCAAUAAUGAAAAUUUUUGGACGCACAAUAUUAUAUAUUUACUGUGUUUAUAUAUUUUCUUCUAGUGUGCCAUAGUAUUAACAGUGUAUUUAUUAUCCAUUUAUCUGAAGGCAACAUAUAUUUUUUUGUACUCUUGUGGCAGAAGUAUUCACACACACAGCUGAUUUUCUAUUUUUUUAUUCUGUAUCCAUUUUUUGUUGACUAUUUUGAGCCUCCUAUGUCUCUCUUUUAUUGUUUGCAGCAUGUAACAGUUUAAUUUCCCCGGUGUGGGAUUAAUAAAGUCUUAUCUUAU
Molecule: messenger RNA, 2175 nt
Organism: Chelmon rostratus (copperband butterflyfish)
Lineage: Eukaryota; Metazoa; Chordata; Actinopteri; Chaetodontiformes; Chaetodontidae
Exons: 5
Coding region: 564-1319 (251 amino acids)
Biological process (GO): cell surface receptor signaling pathway
Molecular function (GO): transmembrane signaling receptor activity
Source: RefSeq, a predicted model, not a curated record